Molecule: messenger RNA, 1524 nt
Organism: Alternaria ethzedia
Lineage: Eukaryota; Fungi; Ascomycota; Dothideomycetes; Pleosporales; Pleosporaceae
Exons: 1
Coding region: 1-1524 (507 amino acids)
Source: RefSeq, a predicted model, not a curated record
AUGGGUAUCCCGAUCGGAUGGAACAUUAAUCGCGAAGAAGACGCGAAGAAAGACGCACUGAGGGCUGACAUUGCCGGCUCACGCUCACCCAUCCGCCGCCGCGUCAGACCCAACAGGUCACCGCGCCCUCACAGCGCCCUCGACACGGAUUUCCUCAUCUCCGGUCCGCAUAUUGAAUGGAUUCCUCGCUCGUCGCAUCGCGCGCGUCUGGCACCGCCACCCGUCCCCGAAGUGUCGAGGACCGAAUACCGCAGCAACGAGCCUUCGAGACACCCACCUACUCUACAACGCGACGAGAGCAGCGUGCGCCGAUCGCGCAAUCGCCUCGAUGGCUACAUGCGCGCGUAUGAGACGCGCGCGACUCCCGACCAUGACCGCCCCUUGCCCGCUUUCACCCCGGGAUUUGCGCCAGCGGCAGCGUCGCGAACGCCCGAAACGGAAGCACAACGCGAUGCGCAAGACCCAUUUUCACGCCUGCGCGAAUACAGAUCAUACCGUCGCACUACCAGACGAUCAACGCGUUCUCAGAGCCCCCGUGCUGACCGAUCGACGCGAGGCGAUAGUGUGAAUGCGCCCGAGGAGAGCCACGAGACAGGCGAGAAUCACGCUGUAGCAUUUCCUCCGCUGCGUAGAAUGGGUCGCCGCACCAUUGCUGACGGACCGCUACCUGCCAGCUCUCUGCGCGAGUCCUGGAGUCCAGCUGGUGCGCUGGAUGGCUUAGGCGACCGGAAUCGCAGCGUCAGUCCCUUUGAAGAUCAGUUGCAAUGGGACAGCUUCCUCACCACCGUCGUGGACGACCCCGUCGCACCAAGUGCGGGGUCAUCAUUCGCAUCAGCCGCAGCCGCAGCCUCAUUCACAAAUUCGCAUCCCAGCUCACGAGCAGGAAGUGCCAACUCGGCCGCAUCGUCGCAUACCCACCUUACAGUGCCAUCACGACGUCCUUCCCCUCCACAAAACGAGCAAUUCAUGCGGGCAUGCGAUACCUCGGAGGACGACUCAGCCUCCGACACCGAAGAAGAAGAGAUGGACGUACGCGGCAGCAUACGCCGUCGUACCGGCACAGAGGCCCGCAGGAACCGCUUGAACAUUUCAGACUCGACCGCCCCUCGCCGAAGAAUGCGCCCAUCGUACUUCUCCAGCGAACCUCCUGCGCGCGAUACCGAACGCUACGGACUCCGCGUAAUCGACCGAUCCCGCGACGCCAGCGAGGUCGUUCACAGCUUCUACAACUCCGGCAUCUGGCGGGACGCCGAGACGGAAGCGCCGCAGAGACCGCAAAUCCCCCAGCUCGAUGGACCAGCAGAGGAAUCCGUGAGCGCCAAUGACUACGAGGGUAUGCCUCCACUCAUACCCGCGGAGUCGCCGCAACCGCCACCACUCGAUCAGGAGCUCCGUGAUGCGCGGUCGUUGCUGGAGCGUCUCGCGCGCAGGGAAGAUGUCAGUGACGACUUUUGGGCAUCGGUUGGCUUGACGCGAUCUUUUGCUGACCCCGUCGAGCGCUUCCAGGAACUUGAGCGAUUUUGA